UUUAUAAAAUUGGAUUUUCACAACCUUUGCUUACAGCGAUAAUUGGAAUCCGAUCUGUGCAACAAAGUUCACCGAAUCGGCAAAGGGAGUGACUUCAUUACGUUCACAUCCCAUUUUUGAAAAAAAAAAAAAAAAAAAGGAAUAAGGGAUGAAUUCUGACAAAUGUCACCUUGCUCGGAAUUACGUCGGGCUAUAAAUUGCCGCCCUCCUGGAGCAUUCGCUCUCUGUUUUCGGGGUUUAAUUGUCACUGCUAAGUUAUUGCAAAGCAAGUAUUUUCUUUUUGGGGGCACUUAUUUGGUCGUCACUAGUUUGGGGAGGUGGAGUGUGGAAGGGCCGAAGGGGCAUCUGUUCUUCCGCAAGACUCGUCUGUUGACGCCGUUUUUGGAGUUGCUUUGGUACUCCAGAAUUGGGGGGCAGAGCAGACGAGGGAUUCAAUUGGAUUGGAGAUUGGAUAAGGGUUUGAUGCUGUAGUUGAAACCCUAGGUUUUCGGGGAUGGAUAAGGAGGAGAACAAGGUGAGUUUGAAGAGGAAGUUGAAAUCUGUGGAGAUAGCAGUUGAUACCGAUGAUGAUGAGCCGAUUGGGGCUCUGCUAAAGCUGAAGGGAAAGAGGAUUUCGAAGAAGAGUAAGGUGGUUACAGAUGCCAGUGGGAAGAAAGGUAAUGAGGCUGAAAAGUUGCCCACAGGGGAUGAUGAGUUGGUUUGUAUGGACGAUACAUUGGCAAAUUUUAGGAAGAAGUUGAGGGGUCCGAAGGCAGUUGUAGCCGGAAAGGACUUCAGCAAUUCUGGGGCAUUAUCUUGUCAAUCUGUUAAUGAUUCUGCAAAGGAUUCGAGACUAGAUGUAAUUUUGGCAUCUGAGGCACCGAAAAGAAGCAUAGGUAGUGGUGACAGUGUAUCUCAUGGGGAUGAAACUAUCUCAGAGGGUUUGAAGGCAAAAUCGAAAAAUAAGAGAUCGGAGAUCAGCUCAGAUGGCUUGGAUUACAGUAAGCCUGAGAAUCACGAGGAGGGAGGAGUCUUGGACUCGGAGGCUGAGGGUUUAGAGGAUUCACUAUAUGACUUUUUUCAGAAGGUGCAGUCUGGGAAGAGUUUGAAAUCUCGUAGAUUGAGACAGGGAAAGGAAGUCCAAACAUCUGGUGGCGAGCUAAAACCGAAGACAAAUUCAGAUGCUGGCUUGGAGGUUCCUGAUAAAAACUCUCCAUCUGCUUCAGAUCCUUCGAAGAACUUCAUGGUGCCUGAUGAUCAGGGUACUGUGAAAUCGCCAGGGAAUUCAAUUGAUCAGAAACCCGAGCAUUCUUAUGGUCUGCUUGAUUCUAUUCUGCCACUGGGAUCAGUUAAUGGAUUGAAUUAUGAUUCUGUUUCCUUGGUUGACAAUCCUUCUUCCAGUUUAAGGGCAUGUUCGAAUAAGAUUCCUGAUGUUGAAGAUGGGAAAAUUAACUCCAAUUCAACCAAUGAACUGCUCAAUUCAGAGGAUAUUCUUUGUAGAAAUGCUCAGCAGAUGGUAGCAAACGAUUUGGUGGCAUCAAUGUCCUUCUCUGGAGACUUAGGAACGAAUAGGGAUGACACAAAACAAGAGAAUCGUGGAGAUGAUGACAAAGGUCAAGAAGGAUCAGUUCUAUUACAGCUCCACUCACCACCACUUACAGUCAAUCCUCCACCGGAGGAACUUCUAUCUGCAGAUCGUGAUGGCCCAAUUGUAGUUGUUGGUAAUUGCUGUAAAGAGACAAUUCCAGCUCCGCUUUCUUCGCAAGGUGCAGAUGAUGAUGUAUCUGAGUGUCGGUCGUCGCCUAUUUCUACUAAUGAAGAUAAUAAAUACAUAGUUGCAUUUCGGAAGCGCGAAGACAAGUCUCAGAAAGGUGUUGAUGAGCCAGGACAUGAUUUAGAGACUUCUCAUACAUUGCCUGCAAGUGGUUUUCCUACAAACAACUCUGAUGAUCCUUCGGAGGAUGAAGCAAUCAACGGAACAUCUUUGGCAUCUGCUACACUGGAUAAUCAAGGAAGCAGUGGAGAAGAUAGGUCCCCUCUCGAUCUGGAAACUAAAGAAAACAAUCUAUCAGUUGGACAGCGAGCCGUUCGGAACGCCAAAAGGCAUAGGCACGAAGACAUGGCUUACGAUGAUGAAGUCGACUGGGAGGUUUUGAUGCAGAGUCAAGAACUGUUUCCAAGUGUUCAUAAAACAAGAGAAAAGCAAGACUCACUGCCUACUACACAAGAGGCUGACCCUAUAAAGGUAGCAGCCGUAGCUGCAGGGCUAAAAGGGCGUGCUGGUCCGCUUGAAAAAGUCAAGUUUAAAGAAGUGUUGAAGCGCAAAGGUGGCCAGCAAGAAUAUUUAGAGUGCAGGAACCGUAUUUUGAGGGCUUGGAACAAAGACUUUGGCCGCCUUUUGCGACUGGAAGACUUUAAUGUAUCUGAUUCUCCUUUGGAUGGUGAAAGCCCAUGUGAUUCUCUCACGAGAGAUGUUUUUAAGUUUCUUGAUCAACAUGGUCAUAUUAAUUUUGGAGUGCCUUCUGAAAAGAAGGCUGGUAGCCGCAUCAAGGAUGAGCUGAAACUUUCGACAGAGGACAAGUUAGGAGAAAAUCCAGAGGUCGGAGUUUCCAUUGUUCUCAGCAACGAAAAGAAACCUGAUACAUUGACACAGGGAAAGAAUGACAGUGUGUUUGCCAAUGAGAAGCUGAUGGGUAAAUCAAAUCCAGAAGAUGGACUAUUGGAGUCUUCAGGACCUUCUGCCGAAGGUAUACCUGAAGGAUGCCCCCCAGGUGAUAGUGAAGGAAUCAAUUCUCUCGAGCAUAUGACACCUGAAGAAGCUAAGAAUUCAAAGUCUUUGGACUCAAUUCCUUCUUGCAAAGACAUGUAUGACAAAAAAGUUUCUCCUGCCAAUCCUGACUUACCAAUUUCCGCCGAAGAAGUGUGUGGUGUGCCUAUGAAGCACUUUGAGGAUGGCUCUGAUAUUUUGUCAACAUCCAACAAUUGUGAUGGCAAUGAUAUGCAUUCGGAUUCAGGAUCAAAGAAGAACGUAAUAAUUGUAGGAGCUGGUCCUGCUGGACUAACUGCAGCACGCCACUUGCAACGCCAAGGUUUCAGUGUUACAGUGCUGGAGGCCAGGAGCAGAAUUGGGGGUCGUGUUUUUACUGACCGGUCCUCUUUAAGCGUUCCUGUAGAUCUUGGAGCUAGUAUCAUCACUGGUGUGGAGGCAGAUGUGGAAAGUGAGAGAAGACCUGAUCCUUCUUCAUUGAUUUGUGCUCAAUUGGGGCUUGAGUUGACUGUCUUGAACAGUGAAUGUCCUCUAUAUGAUAUCGUUACUGGUGAGAAAGUUCCACCAGCUUUGGAUGCUGAGGUGGAAGCAGAAUUUAAUAGCCUGAUUAAUGAUAUGGAUCAGUUUGCCGAUGAGAAAGGGCACCAGGCUAUGCAAAUGUCCCUUGAGGAAGGUUUAGAAUAUAACCUCCAAACACGUUCCAGGGUGUGCCCUCCACCAGAAAACAAUGAAGUUGAGCAUGUUGCCGAAGAUCUUGAAGCUCCGGUUGGUCAAGCAGAGAGUUUAAAUCCUCUUGAAAGGAGAAUCAUGGAUUGGCAUUGGGCCCACCUGGAAUAUGGCUGUGCUGCUCCCCUCAAUGAAAUUUCACUUCCAAAUUGGAAUCAGGAUGAUGUAUAUGGGGGAUUUGGGGGCCCACAUUGCAUGAUCAAAGGAGGGUAUAGUGCGGUUGUCGAAUCUCUUGCCCAAGGAGUUUGCAUCCGCUUAAACCAUAUUGUCACAGAGAUUUCGUAUAGCACUCCAGAUGAUGUAAAAAACAAUUUGCAUAAACGGGUGAAAGUCUGUACAUCAAAUGGCAAGGAGUUUUGGGGGGAUGCUGCCCUGGUUACAGUGCCACUCGGGUGUCUGAAAGCAGAAGCUAUCAAAUUUUCUCCAAAGCUGCCUCAAUGGAAAGAAUUGUCUGUCAAGAGGCUUGGAUUUGGGGUUUUGAACAAGAUCAUUCUGGAAUUUCCUGAAGUAUUUUGGGAUAACAAUGUCGAUUAUUUUGGGGCUACUGCUGAAGUUAGAGAUCAGCGUGGGCGGUGUUUUAUGUUUUGGAAUGUCAAGAAAACAGUUGGGGCACCUGUUCUGAUUGCAUUGCUUGUGGGUAAGGCUGCUCUAGAUGGCCAGCGCAUGAACCCUUCAGAUCAUGUGAGUCAUGCCUUACUAGUUCUUCGGGUACUGUUUGGGGAAGACAAAGUUCCUGAUCCCGUUGCAUCUGUAGUUACUAACUGGGGCACCGAUCCGUACAGCUAUGGUGCCUACUCUUAUGUUGCGGUGGGAUCUUCUGGAGAAGACUAUGAUCUUUUAGGACAGCCUGUGGAUAAUUGUUUAUUUUUUGCUGGUGAGGCAACGUGUAAAGAGCAUCCUGAUACUGUUGGUGGUGCAAUGAUUAGUGGUCUUAGGGAGGCUGUACGAAUCAUUGAUAUUUUGAGUACGGGAACUGAUUACACAGCAGAAGUAGAAGGCAUUGAAGCUGCAAGACGCCAUUCAGAUAUUGGAAGGACUGAAGUGAAGGACAUUGUCGCAAGGCUUGAUGCUGCAGAGUACACGAGCGCAUUGUUGAAGAAGUCAUUAGAUGGGGCCCAGGUUUCUGCUUGGGUCUCUAUGUUAAAGGAAAUGUUUUACAGUACAAAAACCAGAUCAGGGAGAUUGCGGCUGGCGAAAGAGUUGUUAAACAUUCCGGUUCGAUAUCUGAAGAGCUUUGCUAGUACAAAACAAGGGCUUAGAACCCUGAACUCGUGGAUUUUGGAUUCCAUGGGGAAGAAUGGAACCCAGCUUUUGCGCCACUGUGUCCGCCUACUUGUACUCGUUUCAAAUGAUUUGCUAGCAGUUCGUUCGUCAGGUAUUGGAAAAACUGUAAAAGAAAAAGUAUGUGUACAUACCAGCCGUGAUAUACGUGCCAUAGCUAGCCAGCUUGUGAGUGUAUGGGUUGAGCUUUUCCGAAAGGAGAAGUCGUCUAAAACACUCAAACUACUUAGGCACCAAACUGGUCUGGAUUCAAAGAGCAAAUUUUCUCAACAUUCUGGAAAACCACCAAUUCGCACACACUCCAGUGAUGUUAAAGCAAGCAUUAAAAAAGCUGUUGAUGAACUUGGUAGAUCAAAAACCAAAGUUCACAUUAAGUCAGAUGUUCAGCCUUCUAAUUCUCAUGGUUCUGCACAAAGCAAAAAGGAGCAGGAGGAGGAUCAUGAGAUUCCUAUGUCCGAAGAAGAAAAAGCUGCCUUUGCUGCUGCAGAAGCUGCCCGUGCUGCUGCAGAAGCUGCUGCCAAGGCAUUGGCCUCUGGUGCGAUGCAAAAUGCAUCACUUCAGCCUCCAAAGAUUCUUUCAUUUCACAAGUUUGCGAUGCGCGAGCAGCACACCCCAAUGGAUGAGUCUGAGAUUAGAAAGCAAUGGACUGGCGCUGCUGCGAUCGGCAAACAGGAUUGUUUAUCUGAAAUAGAUUCCAGGAACUGCCGGGUGAGGGAUUGGUCAGUUGAUUUUACUGCUACUGGUGUCCAUUUGGAGAGUUCCAAAAUGUCGGCGGAUAAUCAUUCUCAGCGAAGCCACUCAAAUGAGAUGGCAAAUCAGUUAAACAUCAAAGAACACUCUGCAGAGAACGUAGCUGUCGAUAGCUGCAUCUUGACAAGAGCUUGGGUUGAUAAUGCCGGCAGCAUAGGGAUAAAAGAUUAUAACGCUAUUGAAAGAUGGCAGUGCCAAGCAGCGGCUGCAAGUUCGGGGUUUUCUCAUGGAACAAUGCCCUUAACGGAUGAGGAGGAUUCGAAUAUGAGUUCAAAAUUGUCUAAGCAGAAGCGUGAUGCACUUGCAAAUGAGAGCUCUGCUUCCCAUGUUUCUAUACACAGAGAAUUGAAAGGCAAACCAAAUAGAGGACCCGAUCGUAUCAAACAGUCGGUUGUGGAUUAUGUAGCUACAUUGCUCAUGCCUCUUUUUAAGUCAAGGAAGAUCGACAGGGAUGGUUACAAGUACAUUAUGAAGAAAACUGCGACAAAGGUUAUGGAACAAGCCUCUGAUGUUGAGAAAUCAAUGACCGUUGACAACUUUCUUGAUUACAAACGCAAAAACAAGAUCCGAGCAUUUGUGGACAUGUUAAUCGAAAGACACAUGGCAACAAAGCCUGAUGUGAGAUCAGGAUCAUCCGACAAAGAUUAGCCUAUUGUCCGCUACACAGAAUCGUGAACUGUGAUAGACUUGUUAGUCGUUAUCCUAGCAGUCACCGAAGAUCAAAACGGAGGCUCUGCUCAUACUGUCCAACCAUAUAUUCUUCUCUUUGAAAUUUUAUAUCCAGACACCCCUUAGCAAAAGGCUCAAAAACCGUGGAUUGGGUGACAUCGUUUAUCUCAUAUACAUUUUGCAUUCAAUUAACAUUGAGUCAUGUUUUGUGAAUUUGUUAAUUAUAGUCUUGAAACUGUAUCUUAUUAGGGCAUAAAGACAAGAACCCCCUAACUGUUUUUGUCUGUAGGAUCUUUAAAGACUUCUGGAUGUGUACAUUCUAGACUUUUUUUUCAUCAAAACGAAUAUACAAAAUUCCCAUUUAGUAUUUUACUUUA
Andrographis paniculata is the source of this 6549-nucleotide messenger RNA. Its product is annotated as lysine-specific histone demethylase 1 homolog 3. Lineage: Eukaryota; Viridiplantae; Streptophyta; Magnoliopsida; Lamiales; Acanthaceae. The record is from RefSeq and is a predicted model, not a curated record. The transcript has 9 exons. Gene Ontology annotation, molecular function: protein binding; oxidoreductase activity. The coding region runs from base 494 to 6151 and encodes 1885 amino acids.